Molecule: messenger RNA, 4316 nt
Organism: Microplitis demolitor
Lineage: Eukaryota; Metazoa; Arthropoda; Insecta; Hymenoptera; Braconidae
Product: speckle-type POZ protein B
Exons: 2
Coding region: 332-1366 (344 amino acids)
Biological process (GO): regulation of proteolysis; proteasome-mediated ubiquitin-dependent protein catabolic process
Cellular component (GO): cytoplasm
Molecular function (GO): ubiquitin protein ligase binding
Source: RefSeq, a predicted model, not a curated record
UCUUAACUUACCAACUAUUUAUAGUAAUUUAUUUUUUUUCUGUUUUAAAUAUUUAGUCUAAGAAAAAUUCCAAGUCGUUUGUAUUUGCCGCUAUUAUAUUGUAUGACAUCAUCACCUCCAAAGCAGUUGAUGAGCUCACAAUAUACAAAUGAAUCACCUGACAAUUUUUUUUAUCUACAAGUUGGAACAUUAAAAAUUUUUUCGCAUUUAAAUAUUAAUAAUUACAACUUACAUUAUUGCCAUACUCAAAAUAUAAACUAGUGCUAGAAAUAAAAAUAUUAAUUUGAAAUAAACUAAGUUAAAAUGAAUUGUUGAAGUAAUUAUUUGAAAAAUGGAAGUCACAGGUUAUUCAAAAAUCCAAAAGUACGAGAUUACAUUCAAGUGGGAAAUAGAUUGUCUGCUUCAGUUCAUCGAAUCUGCUGACUAUGAUAAAAGUGAUAGAACUCUUGAAUCUCCACAAUUUUCAACCGGAGCUAGUUUCAAAGACACCUGGUUCGUAGAUGUAAGAGUUGACUCCAGUAAACUUUCAAAAAUAAAAGGAUGGCUGUCAGUUAAUUUGAACUUGUUCAGUUGUGAAUUACCUGAAGUGAGAGCAGAGUUUCUGGUGUCAAUUUUAAAUAAUAAAAAUGAGAAAACUUUUAUCCAACAGUCAUGUAGCAGAAAUUUUAAAAAUUAUCAAGAUUGGGGAAUCGCACACUUUAUUAAAAUAAAUGAAUUAUUUGAAAACAAAGAUAAUUAUUUUUCAAACAAUUCUACUUUGAUCCUGUGCGUCGAACUUGCAGUUCAUGAUAACUAUGUACACAUUACAAGUGAAAUUCCAUCAGCAACUUCCGAGCAUUCGAUUACUGAUGAUUUAAUAAAACUAUUUGAUAGUAAAAUUGGUAGCGAUAUUAUUCUAGUUGCAGGUAAUAAACAAAUCAGAGCUCACAAGGCUUUCCUGAUGAUAAGAAGUCCAGUCUUCUGCGCAAUGUUUACUCACAAGUUGCAAGAAAACAAAGAAAGUAAAGUUACGAUCCCUGAUGUUGGACCAGAAACAUUAGAAAAAAUGCUGGAAUUUAUUUAUACGGAUCGAGUUACUGAUCUUGAGCAGAUUGCUCUGCACUUAUUGGAAGCAGCUGAUAAGUAUCAGUUACAAAAACUCAAAGAAUUAUGUGAAAAAUCUUUGUGCCAGUCAAUAUCUGUUGAUAAUGCAAUCAAAUAUCUCGAAGUAGCAGAUCUUCAAAGUACAGAAGACUUUUAUCAAUAUGUUCUUCGUUUUGUAGCAAUUAAUGCAUCAAAAAUCGUAAAAACCGAAGAUUAUAAAGCAUUGGAGAGAGAUGAUCCAGCUUUGAUCUCAAUGAUAUUAACAAAAAUAUGCAGCAUUUAAAAAAAGGUCAAUGUAUGAAUACUAUAGCACAUGAAGUUUGAUUUUUUACAUAUACAUAUAUAUAUAAUAGUUCUGAUAAUUUAUUAUUAAUGAAAAUGAAUUUGAAACGUUUUUUUAUUUUUGAAAAUUUUUAUUUAAAGAAUAUAAUUAUUAAUAUUAUAUUACUGCUAAGGUCAACUGUGAUUUAAAUUUAUUCAUAUUUAAGAAAGAAUAUUAUAGUCAAAAAAGUUAUUUUUCGUAUGUGUAAUUUUUAAAUCGAUUAGUUAAUAAAAAAUUAGAUGAUACUGAAAUUAGCUGACGUUUGAUAAUUUUUGGAUUUAUUUAAAAACUGUAAAUUACAAAAAAAAAAUAUUUCUUUACAAAUAUUAAAUUACAGCAGUAAUUUUUUCAAUUUUAUAAAUGUGCAUAUUUUUAUUUUUAUUUUUUUUAAAAAUGGUUGAAAAAAAAAUCCGAAAAUUGACAAUGGUCUUGUAACUUCGGAACAUGAGAUUGUAUUGUAACUCACAAGUGUUAAUUUUUUUAAUUUUUGAAUAAAUAAAUAAAAUGUAAGUUGAAUAAAAAUUUAAAAAUGCGUAUUGAGUUCAAUGAAAGACCAUUACGCGCAUUUUUUUAAACUUUAUUAUUUUAAUUAAUUUAUUUAUUUAUUCAAAAUUUAUAAAUUGUCUCAUGUCUGCUACUUUCAGUACCAUUUUUUAAAUAAAUCAAAUAAUAAAAAAUUGAUCAUCUUAAUAAAUAAUUAUUUAUGGUCAAGUGUCAAUUGUUAAAAAAAUUAUUAAUUAUUAAUAUAUUUAUUUAUCAUAUUUAAAAAAAAAUAUCUAAUACUAGUAUGGAAGUUAAUCAAAAGGUAGCGUUACCGCGGAUCAAAAUGUUGGACCUGCCAUAUUGAAUUAAAAAAAAAAAUGUAAAAAACAAAAGAAUCAUUAAUUACAUGUUACAUAUUACUUAAUUGUUCUGGGUCCAUUGUUAAUUAGUUAAGUAUUUGUCAUUGAUAAUAUCAGCAAAGUAUUAAAUAAUUAAUUCUAAUAAAAAAAAAUUAAAAGUAGACAAAUUUAAUAUAAAAAUUUUUGUCUUUUUUGAAAUUUCGUGGUUGGAAAUAAAAAUGGAAACCGCUUAUUCUACAACAGAAAAGCAUAAUAUCCUUUACGAAUGGAAAAUAAAUGAGUUUGUAUCAUUUCUUGAAUCUUAUAAAAACUGUCGAGAUUAUGGAGAACUCAAUUCACCAAAAUUUUCAACUGGCUCUAAAAUGAAUGACAGCUGGUAUCUGCAAUUGCAACUUGAAAGAGACGAACAAACGAAGAACAAGAAAAAAUGGAUAUCGAUAUUUUUAAAUUUGUUUAGUGAAACAAAUACUAAAACAAGAACACACUGUGUGUUCUUCAUUAUGGAUAUAAAAAAAGAGAAGAAAUAUUUGAAUGAAUUCAAUACGAUCUUCGGGAUUGAAAAGUGCUGGGGUUACUCGAAGUUCAUCGAAAUCGAAGAAUUAUUGAAAAGUAAAAGUGAGUUGCUGCCAUCAGAUACACUGACCCUUUGUCUUGGUCUUACAGUAUACGAUGACUAUACAUCAGUUGUCAGUAAAGUUCCAUUGGAAGAAACAAAUUGCAAAAUUACUGAUUGCAUCAAAGAUCUUUUUACCACGAAAAUGGCGAGUGAUAUUGUUCUAGUUGUUGAUAACAGAAAAUUUCUAGCACACAAAGCAAUUUUGAUGGCUCGUAGUGCCGUAUUUUUCGCAAUGUUUUCAAAUGCUAUGAAAGAACAAAAGGAAAAUGAAGUUAAUAUACCAGAUAUGAAUCCAGAUAUUUUUGAAAAAAUGCUUGAGUUUAUGUAUACGGAUGAAAUAACUGAUAUUGACGAUAAUGAUAUUGUAGAUCUGUUAGAUGCUGCUGAAAAAUAUCAACUGCCAUCACUGAAAGAAUUAUGCGAGCGAUUACUUAUUCAGUCAUUAAAUAUUGAUAAUGCCAUUAAAUUUAUGGCUGUAGGUGAUCGUUAUCACACUGAACUUUUGUUGGAAUAUGCAGCGGAAUUUAUUGCCAUUAAUAUUUCGGCGGUUUCAAAAACUAUCGAGUAUGAAGAAUUGAAAAAAUCUAAUUUACAAGUUUUCUUAAUGAUAAUUAAAAAAUUUGAGACUGUUAGUCAGAAUAGUUGGCUAGUAAAUUAGCGUCGAUGUUCUAAAUCGCAGCUAAAAAGUCUGGUGCAAUUUGCUGUCAAUAAUUAAACUAAAUAACUAUUUUCGUAUUAUAGUAUGUGAUAAUUAAAUUUAAAUUUAAAGUUCUCGAGAAUAUUUUGAUGGAUCACCAUUCUGAGUUUUUUUUUGUUAUUUUUAUGUAAAUUCAGAAGCUUAGAGAAGAAAGAGAAGAAGCGAAUAAAAUUAUUAUGGAUAUGAAUCAUGAAAAAUAAAACGUUAUCAGCUGGAGUUACUGAUAACAAUAAAAAAAUAUCAAUUAGAAUUAUUAAAACAUAAGACUUAUAAUUAAUGAUAAGAGUCAAGUUACAAAAAUUGGAGGCAAAAUUACGAGUGUAAAUGUAGAAAAUAGACAAAUUUUAAAUUAUAAAUAAAUAGAGAAAAUAAUUUAGAAAGUAAUAUUUUUAAAAAAUGCACUAAUUAAUCUAAAAUUUUUUUUAAUACGCAUUUUUUUAAAAUUGUUUUUUUAUUAAUUAUUGACUAUUUAUUAAUAAUUGUAAAUUUGUUUAAUGUCUGCUACAGUCACACUUAUGACAAAAUUUACUUGGAAAGUUAUAAGUAGUUAUGUAAUUGGCCUGAAAAAAAAAUUUAUUAAAAAAAAAUUGAUUACUUAUCAUUUAUUUAAAAUAAAAUUACAUUAUAUAUAAUUUAUUAAAAUUUAUAAGUUUAAUUAAAAUUUUGUUGUGAUUUUUAUACAAUAAAUAUAUCCGUAGUAUUAUUCAUUUGUAAUAAAUAAUUUAUUCAUUAUAAGUUAUAAUAUAUAUGUUUAUU